Molecule: messenger RNA, 2626 nt
Organism: Hemiscyllium ocellatum (epaulette shark)
Lineage: Eukaryota; Metazoa; Chordata; Chondrichthyes; Orectolobiformes; Hemiscylliidae
Gene: snapc2
Product: small nuclear RNA activating complex, polypeptide 2
Exons: 6
Coding region: 205-1851 (548 amino acids)
Biological process (GO): snRNA transcription
Cellular component (GO): nuclear body
Molecular function (GO): RNA polymerase II general transcription initiation factor activity
Source: RefSeq, a predicted model, not a curated record
CGGCCGGAGGCGCGAGGAGCUGGGGCAGGACGGAUGGAGAGAGCCCCCAGAGGGUGAUCACGUGAACAGGCCGGGUCGGGGAGUGAGUGUGUUCCCCUUCACCCUCUGUCCCUGCCUUACUGUCACUCUGUCUUCCCCCUCUCUCUCUCUCUCUCUCUCUCCUUCCUUCCCUCCCUGUCUGUGUGCAGAGCUGUUCCUGAGGUGAUGAAGCCCCCUGUGAGAGCGCGAGCUGCCCCACGCCGCUAUGGCAUGGACUUGGAGGCGGAAGCCAUGGAUAUCGAUGGUGAGGGUGCGGAUUGGAGCGUUCGAGCAAAGCGGCUGCUGUUGCGGGCACUGAAGAAGCAGAGUUCAAGCAAGGAGCCCGAUCUGAGCAGCAUCGCGAGUGAGGUACCCGGGAAGACCCGUGAGCAGAUUGCUGCUUACCUUGAGGAAUUGAAGUUGAGCUCCAUCCGGAGUAUUAUUCAACGCAACUACCUCGAUCGUCUCCGAGAGAAACGUCUCCGUCGGCGGCAGCUCCGGGCCCCACUGCAGAUCUGGACGGAGCUUGCUGAGCACAUGACAGGGGAUUUGACCGAAGUGAUUACAACGGCAUUCUCUCAGACCCUGAUGAUUGCAGCCACUGAACCCAGGUGCCAGGCAUCACGGGCAGUGCCGACUGAUCCGACUUUGCGAGGUUCAGGAGACGGAACGUUGCCUGGAGGUUCCCUGCCUGGGUCGGUGUCCAGCGCGCCGCCCCCUGUGAUCACCGUGACUGAGAGCAGUACCCAGUCACCGGGAGCGGCCCAAGCCCUGGACAUGUCCUUGGACUUUGCGAAAAUCUAUAAGUACCUGUCGGCCACCGCAAGGGGCUCAACAUUGCCACAGCUCUCCGCCUUUGAGUCUGCAGUUGUCCUUGACCUGUUGAUGUCUCUGCCGGACCAGAUACAAGACCUGGACUGCCAGGAGCUGUGGACCCACAUGAACACUACCUAUCGCCAGCUGACCAGCACUGCUUCAGCCAUGCAAGAUGCUCAUCCAGUUCAGAGAGCUCCCUCCACUGCGCAGGGCCCCAGUAUCAAUCUGACAGGGCAGACACAGGCCUCUGGUCCUAACGUCCAGCCUGCAGCCCAGACCCACUCCACGACUGAGUUUGGCCAAUCAAAAUCUGGGCUCAGCAAUGCUGCUGAGCUACCUCUGGAAUCUGAUUGGCCUGCACCAUGCCCUUUGAACCCCUUCAGGCUCCCUGUAAAGCUGUUGGUCAGAUGUGAGGCACCGACAGCGCCCCGGGAUCCCGUUGCUGAUUUGGGAUCAGCUGCCGAGGAGGUAACACUGACACUGAGCGCUGUCCAGCCCAGCGCUGACCUCCGACCUCCAGCCAAGGAACCAGCCCUGAGCGCUGUCCAGCCCAGCCCUAACCUCCGACCUGCAGCUGAGGAGGUCAUACUGACACUGACUGCUGUCCAGCCCAGCCCUGACCUCCGACCUCCAGCUGAGGAACUGGCACUGACCACUGUCCAGCCCAGCCCUGACCCCCGACCUCCAGCUGAGGAGGUGACACUGACCGCUGUCCAGCCCAGCCCUGACCUCCGACCUCCAGCUGAGGAGGUGACACUGACACUGACCGCUGUCCAGCCCAGCCCUGACCUCCGACCUCCAGCUGAGGAGGUGACACUGACCGCUGUCCAGCCCAGCCCUGACCUCCGACCUCCAGCUGAGGAGGUGACACUGACACUGACUGCUGUCCAGCCCAGCCCUGACCUCCGACCUCCAGCUGAGGAGGUGACACUGACCGCUGUCCAGCCCAGCCCUGACCCCCGACAUCCUGCCGAGGAGCCGACCUUGACCACUGUCCUUCCCAGUACUGACCCCUGACCUCCUGAGAAACUGACAUUGACCACUGUCCUUCCCAGUACUGACCCCUGACCUGAGGAACUGACAUUGACCGCAGUCCAGCCCAGCCCUGACCUCCGACCUCCUGUGAAGUAGCCAACACUGACCCCUGUCCAAUCAAGCAUUGACCCCUGACCUUCUCUUGAGGUGACAGUAUUGACUCGUUUAUUCCAGUAGUGAUUGUCAACCUCCUACAGCACUGAAUUCUGUCCAGCUCAGUGUUGACCCCCAACCUCCUGCCAGUGGUCCAACACUGACCCCUGACCUCAUGCUGAACACACAGUUGAUUACUGUCCAGCGGUGAUUCCCUCACCACCUUCUGAGGAUGCAGCACUGACCCCUAUCCAGCCAAUGCUGACCCCAGGUCACUACUACCUUAUUCUAAGAGUCAACUGCUGACCAUUCACCUCUCCCAGGGAGCUCAGUGCUGACGUCUGGCCUCCUCCCAGAGCCCAGCCCUGACUCACCGACUGCCUCACGCUGUUGAUUCACCCCCCAGCCCCCCCAAACAGACCUGGGCAAGUGAGGCUGACGCUGAUCACUGCAGCGCAGCCCUGAGAGUAUGCUCUAAUUCCGAUUUGGCAAGUCCUGAGGAAGUGGUUUCAUCAUCGUUGGAGAUUAGCACUGAUGCAUGACAGUGUCUAGAUAGUUUCCAUCAUUGAUUUUUAAAAUUUCCUGUAAAUAGUUUUGUGUUACCCUUGCUUAGUUUUCUGUCUGCCCUCUCGUGCAACAAAUAAAACUCUGUUAUCGCAGUAAA